Molecule: messenger RNA, 2288 nt
Organism: Ostrea edulis (European flat oyster)
Lineage: Eukaryota; Metazoa; Mollusca; Bivalvia; Ostreida; Ostreidae
Exons: 1
Coding region: 66-2075 (669 amino acids)
Source: RefSeq, a predicted model, not a curated record
GGUUGUUUGAAAAGGUGAUUUCAUACUUAUAUAAAAAUGAUUACUUUUUCUUACGUAGCCUCAGAAUGGACCACAUUCCCCGUCUAUCAGAAGCUGUCUAUGUGGGAAUGAGUCGUGAAGUGGGAACUCCCUCUGAAGUGAGAAUCAGGAGGGACGUGAUGGACACCGCGGAGGUGGUGAGGAGAUCAGUGAAUAUAAUGAAGGGACUACACAUAAUGACUAGUGGCAGUGAACGUGAGGGAUUUAGACUACCGACAUCAGACGUAGAUUGCAUGUUCUGGCCAGGAGAUCAUAAAGUGAUCUGUGAUCUCUCUCAGAUCAGUCUGUACCGUGUCCCACAACACACCGUCAUUCUGAUGGAGUGGGAAGAUCUUCCACCGGGAUUUACCAGACUGAAGCUGCUCACUGAUUCCUAUAGUGUUAAUGUGAGAUCUUCGUGUGUAAAUCGAAAUGGAGAACAGUAUAUUUCUAGUGUUUUGUUUCGAGGGGCUUUUACCGAUUUCAAUAGAAAUUCACAUCCUGCACUUCAGUCCUGUGUACAACAUGGACCCUGUGCAUCUUAUGUUCUCGGUGGAGUACUGGAAUGUGACAAUGCUUUCUGUUUAGGGUCCGAUUACUGGCCAACAUUAGCCUCAGCAUGGAUAGAGAGAUGCCGACAAAAACGCUGGCCAUCCGAUGAUGUUUUACAUGAUAUUGUACGCUCCGGAUCCCAUGUCGUACCCAUAGGUAGUGAUCAUAACACGGUAGAUGAAUGGAGGAUUUCAUUUUCUCAAGCAGAGCAAAAACUAGUUUACUCAAUGAACCACGUCCAGUUCUUGUGUUACGGACUUCUGAAGAUAUUUCUCAAAGAAGUCAUCAAUAAUCCUAUUCUGUGUUCAUAUUUCAUGAAAACAAUUCUAUUUUGGGUUAUUCAGGAAGAUGCCUCCUUGAUAUGGACACCCGGUAAUUUAUUGUCAAAUUUUUGGCGGUGUUUUAAAUUGCUCAUUUGCUGGAUACACAGAGCUGAAUGUCCAAAUUUUUUUAUUCCCCAAAACAACAUGUUUAGAGUGAAAGUGACCGGGGCAGCCCAAUCUUUAUUGUUUGAUCAGGUGUAUAACCUGUAUUGUAAGGGGAUAUCAUGUCUUUUAUUAAGCCCCACAAUAAGACCCUACCUCAGUAGAGCCAUAUUAAACAAAACACUGGUAAUCAGAACAGAUGAAGACAGCAUGAUAUCCCCUGUAAAACUAGACAUACAUAUUUUUAGUGAAAUAAAUGAAAUUAAUUUCUCUGUAUUAGAUAUAAAAGAAUUUCCGGAUUACAUGAUAGAAAUAGAAAAAUUCAUCCGUGAAAGACAGGGGCCAUAUCAGAUAGUGAACAUUCAGAAGAUAACGUCAUCAGUAUUGAUUAACACCGCGUGGUACAUAACACAGUAUGCAGGACCGUGUAACAAAGGUGUAACAUUUAUAUCUGAUAAAGUAUGUCACAUGUUAAAGAUAGCAUCACAGAUAGGUUAUGUGUCAGAUAUAUUGUAUCUAGCUAUGUACUACUACAGAACGUUUAGGUAUGAACAAUCACUGAGAUGUUUACAGAGAACACAAGAGAGGAUGUCAGUACCCUAUGUUAUGUAUAAUAAUGUCAAUGUAGAGAUGUACAGACGCGCCAUGACGGGAGUGUCACUGAGUGAUAAAAUGAGAAAGGCUGUAGUGAGAAACAUUAAACUAUUCAGUGAGUACAUUUACAUUGAUGAGUUAUUGUUAGAACAGACAGUCAGUUACAGGAAUGGCUGGCCUGCAUUAAUCAUCCCACCUCUAGUGAUGUUACACAUGUUGUCAGUACUGAAUCACCACAGAUUACGUCAUACACUAGAGUCUCACCAAGCUCUACAGAACCUCCAGACUCUGCUACUCUAUGAUGUCGGGGUCCAUGUCCCUGUACCCCUCAGAGACAUAUCAUAUCAGAUACUGGGGAUCUGUCAACACGUGUGUGGGGACUAUGUGGGGGCCUUAAACUCUUAUCAGUUUUCACAAGAACAACAUCCUUUACACAAGAUUCAACAAGCAUCAAUUUACAGAAUACAAAGACUUAUUCAGAAUUAGUGUAGUUGAUCUUGUCCUAAAUAAUAUUGUAAUGUUACCCAAGUCAAUCAAUUAUUCAUGUGUAUCAAUGUUUUAUAAGGACGUUUAAGAUUGCAAUGUUACCAAGGUCAAUAAUUUGUUCAUGUGUAUCAAUGUUUUACAGUGACGUAUGAUGUACAGUACAGGCAGCUGCAAUGAAUCAUGUUAUAUUAAUGUAAUAAAACUCAUAAAACA